CGGAAGAGUGCCCAAUGGUGAUUGGUUGCAGAGGGAGGUCGCUGCUGCCUAGCCCUCUACUGUAGGUAUAAAUCCACCGUCUAGUUCUCAUCAGGGAAACCUCUACUGGAACUGUCUACUCUCCCACUGUACUUGACUAUUGAGAAGUUAGCAUUUUACUCUAAAACAGAAGUCUACUAAGGUGAAGUAAAACGUUUCGAAAAUUAUUCUUGCUUUGAUUGUCUUGGUCUUAAAACCUGAAACAGAUGUGCUUGUUUGACUGAUUCAUAUUUUCUAUUUAUAGGGUCAGUGAUUUUAUACGUUGUAAGUGCUUUUAAAUAAAAUUAUGAUAAUAAAGAAUUAAUUUGUAGUAAGAAAUAGUAAUGUAAUUAAUUAUGCUAUUAUAAGCACCUGUCUGGUUGUUAUAAGACACACUUACCACCAGUUUUUUUCUUCUUCAGUAUUCAUCCCUAAGUUUGUAUUUUGUCUUAGACAAGGGCAGUCUACUCCCUUGCUUGCUUAUAUAGGUUUAUAUUGAUGUUAUUUCUGUAGUGCUAAUAGAGUGAUAUUGAACUCAACCUUCAAUGAGGGUGAUGUUCAUUGAUAUGGAGCUCAUCCUCUAAUGCUUGGAUCCACUGCUGAUCUUUGUGAAUUAACACUAAGUGCAUGAACUUAGUUUAUUGAUGUUAAGCUCUUCCUUCACAGUUAUACAGUAUAUACAUAUUUUUUGUUAUCCAAUGUUUUUAUUGUUUUAAGUAAGGUAUACAGUUAUUGAAUUAUUGAAAUAUAGUGAAUUAAUUGUGUAUACAUGUCCAUUGUUCACACUUGGAACAUAGAUUAAUUCCUCAACUUGUCUGUCCUCAGCUAGAGAAAUGAAGAACCCACAGGAGAGAGCUCUUCACGUGGCCACCCCACUGAGGGAGAGCCUUGCCCUGACCAAAGUGGCAGGCACCUCUGUCUACCUGAAGCUUGACUCAUCCCAGCCCACAGGAUCCUUCAAGAUCAGGGGCAUUGGACACCUUUGCAAGACAGUGAGUGAAUCACCCAUACCUACAGAUUAGGCUCAUGAGUUAGGAAAGGAAAAGGAUGUGGGUGGAGGGAGGGUGUGCUUGUGAUAAGACUGGGUGAUGGUAUUACAUAAUAGGUUGUGCUAGUACGCAGCAAAACAACAUGGGGUAGUGGGUUGGGGGUGUGGAUGGUGAGGGGGAUUGUAUAUAUAUAGCAUGUUCCCAGUAGGACCAGUCCAGACUAGUUUGAGUAGGUCAGUCCAAGUCUGAACACUGGGUUGUCUUGGCAAUGUGGGGGAGGGGGGGCAGGAUUUUCAAUGUGUGGUCCUUGAGCUCUUCUCGUAAAGGGGAACAGAACUGUGAGUCAUGUCAUGUGCUCUUUGUUGUCUUUCAGUGGGCCGAGCGAGGCUGCGAGAGAUUCGUCUGCUGUUCAGGUGAGCAACCAAUCACAGCCUUACCUUGAAAUCACCAUUAAAUGUUUUAUCACAAUACAAUAAGCAUAUAAUUAUCUCAGAAUUCUAUAUGCUUAUGGGAUCUUUCAGACAAGCACUCUCUGUAUAGUAUACAUUUUCCUAAAGUGGCCGAUAUCAUUGCUCCAUCACAGGAGGAAAUGCUGGUAUGGCCGCUGCCUACUCUGCCCGUAAACUUGGUGUACCUGCCACAAUCAUUGUGCCCAGUGUCACCCCCAAACCUACAGUGGAGAGGCUGAGGGACGAGGGCGCCAAUGUGGUCAUUCAUGGCAAGGCACUGAAUGAGAGCAUUGAAUAUGGACAACAGCUUGUGGCCAACAACCCUGGAUGGAUCUUCAUCUCUCCCUUUGAUGACCCUCUCAUCUGGUGAGUGACAGAUACCAUAUCAAUACACUUCCGCAACAUCAGUGUUGCCCUAUUCCCUGUGUGUGUAAUCUUAGUAAUAGUAAGAGUCUUCCAUGAAAUGAUGAGGAAAGCUGAUAAGGGAUAAGAAACAUUCCACUCUAUUCCAGUCCAAAUGAAACUUGGCAUUAAGGCAUAUUUUGUUAUGUACAUAUAUGAUGUGUUGGGUCCUGAGUGUUAUCGUGCUUUGUGCUAUGAUAGGAUGAUUGGCAGAAUGUAGAAGGAUAUCUUAUCAUGCAAUUUUGUGCUGGUGUUAACAAGAGGAGGGAUUUCACAUAAUUUAAUUCUACAAGGUUACUGAACCCUUUUUGGCAGCCAGAUGUUUAUGGUUUAUUUCAUAGCCAAACACUAAUUAUACACCUCAGCUGAAUACACUUCAUUGUUAUCAGCAGCAUUAUAAUGGAACCAGCAGCCUAUGUCUUUUCAUGGACGAUUUACAACAUAGCUAAGUUUGAAAGAUUGCUAGUGUUCCAUUCCAGCCAACAUAGAACGCUGUAUACAAAGCAGAUUCAAAGGACUGUUUUGCAAUGCAUCAUGAUGUGUUUUGUAAACUGAAAACUCACUUUUUCAAUCUCUUUUCAAUGUUUGUGUGUAGGGAGGGCCACGCGUCUCUGGUGAAGGAGCUGGAGUCCGAGCUGCAAGAGAAGCCUGGGGCGAUGGUGUUGUCUGUUGGCGGUGGAGGCCUCAUGAAUGGGGUUGUCGAAGGACUGCGCCGCGCCGGCUGGGACGAUGUUCCAGUCAUAGCUAUGGAGACUGUGGGGGCACACAGUCUCAAUGCUGCUAUGAUGGCUGGGAAGUUGAUCACUCUGCCUGAGAUCACAAGGUAAGAGUCACCCUCACACUGAGAGACCAGAGUCACUGAAACAUUACAGCCAAACAGUCAUAUUUUCGCACAAAAAAAGAAUGCGAGCCCUGUGCACAACAACAAUUCUAUCAUUUUCAUCUCCACAGCAUUGCCACCACGUUGGGCCUGACAAGAGUAUCUGCACAGACCCUGAAACUUGCUGGCGAACACACAGUUUACUCCGAGUUGGUCACAGACCAGGAGGCUGUCAAAGCUGUUGAGCGCUUUGUUGGUGAGUAUAACAUACAGUAGGCUACAGCUGUGUAGAGGGUCAUAUGAUUACUAUACCUAGACAUGCCCACAAGCCUCUCUGAUACUAAAUUCCUAUUUCUCCCUCCUCCUCCUCCAUCUCCAGACGAUGAGAAGGUCCUGGUGGAGCCUGCGUGUGGCGCUGCCCUGGCAGCUGUGUACUGUGACAUCAUCCCAAGACUGCAGAAGGAGGGCAAGCUGGCGCGAGACCUGGGACCUGUGGUGAUCGUAGUGUGUGGAGGCAACAACAUCAGCAUGAAACAGCUCCAGAAACUGAAGAAGCAGCUGGGCAUGUCAUCUAGCUAGGCAGACAGACAGACAGACAGACAGAUGGCUUUGGGUCCUGCUUAGCCUUUUCCAUCACGCCAUUCCUCUAUUACCCCGAUCCUUCCAGUUGUAGCUCCCCUACUCCAUUGGGCACUACCAAUAAGGGCAUCCGAACAGAAGUCAUGAACUCCAUGGGGCCAAAUCAUUCCAGACUGUGUUCAGUAUAGGCGUACUCUUGAACUCCUGAGAGGGGCUGAGACUGAAGGAUUAACUGACUAUGGAUUCAUCAAUAGCCUAAUGCUAAGAUAGAUACGCAUUGAUAGGCAUACAGAUAGUCUACUGAUCUGGCAGUAGUAGUCUUUGAAUUGAAUAACCUAGAUCCACAGGCGGCCGGUGGCACCUUAAUUGGGGAGGACGGGCUCAUAGUAAUGGCUGGAAUGGAAUUAAUGGAAUGAUAUCCAACACCAUUCCAUUGACUCCAUUUCAGCCAUUAUUAUGAACUGUCCUCCCCUCAGCAGCUUCCUGUGCCUAGAUCCCUCCAACUCAACUCUAAACCUCGAAGGCAGUUCCACUGCUUUUGAAAAAUUAUUCUUCCCCUUUAAUCAGGGACUGAUUUUGACCUGGGACACCAGAUGGGUGCAGUUAUAUCAGAUAUAACUGAAAACCAGUAGUAGUCCAGACCUCGUAGGGUAAGAGUUGAAUACCCCUGACCUAGAUGAUUCACUUCUUGGGUUAAAGUUAAUCAAGUAGAGUCGUAUUGUUGUUUGUAUUUAGCAUGUUUUAUGUUCAUGCAAAAUAUACAAUUGGUUGUAUUUUCUUCACCCCCUUUUGUACUGUAUGAGUGAUAUUUAAAAAUAAAUUAUAUUUAUUUUUCCUGAAUAUCCUGUCUGGAACACCUUUUCUUAUAAUCUGUGUUAUGAAUUUACUAUUUAGAUUAUGGUUAGGCUUAUUUAUAAAUCCACCAUGGGUUUCUCAACUUUCUCAACUCAUUGUUCUAUUGUGUGCAAAUAAAUAAAUAAAAACUACUAAAUUAAAUUAAACUAAAUUAAACUGAAACUU
Messenger RNA from Coregonus sp. 'balchen', 4277 nucleotides. Lineage: Eukaryota; Metazoa; Chordata; Actinopteri; Salmoniformes; Salmonidae. The record is from the annotation of a GenBank genome assembly.